Molecule: messenger RNA, 1470 nt
Organism: Ostrinia furnacalis (Asian corn borer)
Lineage: Eukaryota; Metazoa; Arthropoda; Insecta; Lepidoptera; Crambidae
Product: leucine-rich repeat extensin-like protein 5
Exons: 1
Source: RefSeq, a predicted model, not a curated record
CUGGCGGCCGAGCCCGCGCCCGCGCCGCGCCGGCCCGCGCGCGACUCGCGCACGCCCUCGCCCGCCGGCGCCGUGGUGUCGCGGAAGUCCUCCUUCUGCUCGCUGUUCAAGUCCCGCGAGACGAUCGCGUCGCCGGAGUCGCCGUCGGACGCGCUCCGUCGCAAGAAGAGUCUCAACGAGGGCCGGUCGCGGAGCCGAAGCCGCGACCGCUCCGCGACGCCGACGUCUGCGACCAAAAUCAAGGGUUCCGUGCUGUCGCUUUUCAAGACUCCGCGGAAGAGCGCCACCUCCCCGUCUCCGAGCUCGCGCGAGGGCUCGCCGGUGGUGCAGGCGCCGCGGCCGGCGGUCCCGCAGGCGCCCCGCCCCACGCGCGGCGAGAAGCUCAAGUACUACGAGGACGCGAAGGAUGGAAUCAUCCACAUCCCUCUUCGCACGCCGCCCGACGAGGCCGGCGCUCCCUCGGGAGAUCACGACGUUCGACCCGCCUCCGCCCCGCAGCAACGCGGGCCACCCUCUUCCGUCGUGACGUCUGCUGCGGUUCCGUCAUCGUCGGCCGGCAGCAGCGUCGCCGCGGGCCCGGCGUCGAGCUCGGUUCACGCCGCGCGAUCUCCCUCGAAACCUAUCCAACGCACCGUGCUCCCCGACGGGAGCAUCAUAAUCCCGCUUCGCUCACCGACUGAGAAGAACGCCGAGGACGACCUUCUGGCCACCUUUCCGGUCAAAUCCAAGACUCCAGAGGAGCCUCGACCGACCGAGAAAACCUCCCGGUCCUCGUCGACGGUGGAAGUCGUUUCCGCCGUGAUCAGUCCCGAACCGGUGUCGACGAGUUCCGGUCCGGCGUCCGCGAGCCCCGGGGACGCGGCGACGGGGCCGAGCGCGCCCGACGUCACGCCCUCGCCCGACCCGCCGCCGCCGGUGGCGCCGACCGAGCGGGCGCGGUCGCGGCGCGAGCGCCUCAUCUUCACGACCCACGUCGGCAGCGCCGAGCAGGUUUUCUGCACCCAAUUCAGUAUAACGAAAACGCCGAGCGUCACCAGCGAGAUCUCCGGAUCCUUUCCGAGCUUCCCCGACGUCGAGGAGGCCGUCGCGGCGGCGUCGACGUCACAAGUCACUUUGGCGUCGACGUCGACCGUGGCCCUCGAGCUCCACACGCCCGCCGCCGAGUCGCACACGCCGGUCAGUCCGGGGGCGGAGACGCCGCGCGGGGGCCCGGCGCCCAGCCCGGGCGGCGCGAGCCCGCAGGACGCCGGGCGCGACUCGUCCGAGUCGGAGGCGAGCUCGGAGGCGGCGCCCGCGCGCGCCGGCAACGACGUGGAGCGGCGCGGGCUGGUCGUGCAGGAGUCGUUCGAGGACGAGCUGCCGUACGUGCCGACCACGCUGCCGCAGGAGCGCUCGCUGGCGCUGCCGAUGGUGCCGGUGCGCGAGCGCGGCGGCGUGCGCGUGGCGGCGGUGCAGCGGCCGCGCGCGACG